GUACCCGGAAAUAAAGGCGGAGUGAGAGCUCUCCAAAUUUCGUCCUCUCUAUCCGCCAGACAUACCAGACUAACUCAGACAGAGGGACGACAUGGACCCGAACACGACGAUUCUGCGAGUCAAAAGAAAAAGGGGGACCGACCCCGCAGAUGCUUUGUUGCUGGCGUGCAAACGUAUCCGCCCAGAGACGUCCCAGAGCUCAGGCGAAACGGUACCGGAGCCCAAUGAAGCCGAGGUGGAAAACUCUGUCUUCAAACUCGUGGCGACCGUAACGACACAGGAUGCUCCUGUUCAGACGCAGGUUCGACAGGCUUUGGCUCGGCCUCGCAUGGCGCAUGCGCUGCGCCCUUCUGCUGCCAGUUCACAGCGGAUAACUGGGGACCUACGGAGCACGAAGUGGAGCACCCGGAGGGAGGAACGCUACAGAAUACUCUCUAGCCACCGUACAGGGCUGUCAAAUCCAGCUGAGCAGCAAACCCCCCAGAUAGAUGCUUCUGAGGGCGUAGAGGAAACUGGGAAAGAGCAGGGCAAGUGUUGGGGUCUUGGUGAAAUCCAGGUGGUUGAUCUCAUACAUGAGGAUGUAGAGGAACAGGACAAGUCUUCUGGCAAGACGCUGUCCUCAGACCCAGAAGUGAUCUUGUGUAACAACACCAAGCUGCUGCGGGAGCGUCUGAGCAUAUCUGGAGAGAGACUGGGGGACGAGCACCGGGAGCAGGACGCUGCCUACGUCUACGAUCUUUACUACCAGGAAACGGUCGCACCAGGGUGGAUCCAGGACAUCCUGUCUGUCAGGGCCUACGCCGAUGAGGGAGAACUGGUGCCUGACCUUGUCGUUCAUGAGGAGGAGGUGUAUGAAGACGACGACGAUGAAAACGAGGAAGGCAACUGGAGGAAUGACUACCCUGAUGAGGAGAGUGACGCAGACAGUGACAGAGAGGAGCGCUAUGGUGGUUACUGGGAGGAGGAGCACUCGUACAGCCGGAGAAGCUGGCAGCGCUACCAGAGCGAGGUGCUGGGCUGCCGUGAUGACGCUGAGGAGGAGGAAGAUGAUGAUGAUGAUGAUGGAGACAAAUAUGGUUCAGAUUGAUCUGUCCCUUAACCCAGACCUAUCAGUGGAUCUCCCCAAUGCCCCCUUUCACAAAUAACACCACACUCAUAGACAUCUGUGUAGGUGAGAGUGGAGGAAAACAAAAACGGCACAUAAUGGAAACAUGCCUGAAAAUAUGUACUUCAAGAAAUCUCAUCCCAAAGUGUAGCAAUAUGUGUGUAGCACUCAUCAGAUUUUAGAAAAUUGCAAAUGAAAUUGACUGAGAAACAUCCUGUCAACACCAGUAACAAAACCCUACAUGUUCAAAAAGUUAGAUUUUUAUGUGUAUCAAAUGUGUACUAAAAAUGUCUCCCAAGUUUGUCAACCACUACUGGUUCAGGGGAAAAACAGAGAUCUUUAUCGGGUGAAAGCCAUCCCUCUCUACUACACAGAUGAUGGAGUAGGUGUUAUUUCCAGAUCCAGAGUGUUUUUUUUUUUUUUUUUAAACUGGUGAAGUGAACUUGUGUGUGGGUGUUUGUUCAAAGUGGAUGUGUGUUAGAAAUGUUGCAUAUUAGUGUUAUGUGCCUGGUAUGCUUUGUGCCAUAAACACUUAUGUUAAUGAGACGUCUUGGGCCGCGUGUGGUUGCAAUUUAGGGUGUUUGCAUUUUGUGCAUGGUAGUGUGUGUAGGUAUAAUUGUGCGUGUUAAGAUUUUUGCAUAAUGUGAAAGCGUGGUGCCUCAAUUUUUGUUGUGGGUGUGUGUGAGUUUGGGUCAGAAAUUCCCCUUUUUGAAGUUGAUUGUUUCUCUUGGAUGCUUGUUGAAUUGAACUUUUUGUAAAUAUGUAGAUGUGUAUAAAAAGAAAGCUUUCAAAAUAAACUUCAAACAUCUCAGUGUC
Molecule: messenger RNA, 1921 nt
Organism: Siniperca chuatsi (mandarin fish)
Lineage: Eukaryota; Metazoa; Chordata; Actinopteri; Centrarchiformes; Sinipercidae
Gene: slc7a6os
Product: solute carrier family 7 member 6 opposite strand
Exons: 5
Coding region: 92-1087 (331 amino acids)
Biological process (GO): developmental process
Source: RefSeq, a predicted model, not a curated record